Messenger RNA from Eutrema salsugineum, 3534 nucleotides. RefSeq names its product putative acyl-activating enzyme 19. Lineage: Eukaryota; Viridiplantae; Streptophyta; Magnoliopsida; Brassicales; Brassicaceae. Gene Ontology annotation, molecular function: protein binding. The record is from RefSeq and is a predicted model, not a curated record. The transcript is spliced from 17 exons. The coding region runs from base 40 to 3534 and encodes 1164 amino acids. Gene Ontology annotation, biological process: amino acid activation for nonribosomal peptide biosynthetic process.
AUCAGCCAAAGUUUGUUUUUCUCCCAAAUUUCGCGAAAGAUGACUGAAAGUAACCGAACCAAGUCGCAGAAUCGUCGCAAUUGCUGCAUUUCUCAUGAAUUCGUCGAUGCAGCCUCCAUAAACCCUGACAAAAUCGCGGUGAUUCAUGCCUCGGGCUGGGCGGCGAGGAUUGAGCCGGAACCGGAAUCACUUGAACCUUUUGAUCCUCCGUCGCGCACAUCAUCGCCUGUUUACGACGGAGACAAAUGUUUCACAUUCGCCGAGGUUUCUUCUUCCAUUGAUUCCCUCACCUCUCGUCUCCGUCGUAUUCUCAAUGUUACCGGUCACAAUGAUCCUUACCUCAUCAGACCACGAUUUCAAGAGAAACUUGACUUCGAAGCUGAUGAUUCAGAUGUUUAUAUACCAAAGGUAUUGGCUUUAUAUAUGCCACCUUCAGUUGAAUACAUAAUCAGUGUUUUCUCUGCUUUGAGAUGUGGAGAAGCGUUUUUACCUUUGGAUCCUUCAUGGCCAAGAGAAAGGGUAUUGUCUAUUAUUGCCUCUUCCAAUGUUGCUCUUGUUAUUGCUUGCGGCUCUUCUUUCGAUCGAUUCGGGUCUAAGCCGCUCGAGAGAUCACAUUGGCUUGUGGGAAGCGUCGUUUGUCCUAUGUUGUUCUUUUCGAUGAGUGAAAGAUUGAGUGCGGAAACUGGUGGAUCAAGUUUUGUUUGGCCUUGCAAUAUAGAGAGGCAAAGAAAUUUUUGUUAUCUGAUGUAUACCUCUGGAUCCACUGGGAAGCCAAAAGGAGUAUGUGGCACUGAGCAAGGACUUUUAAAUCGCUUCCUGUGGAUGCAAAAGCUGUAUCCUAUUGUUGGAGAGCAGCAAUUGGCUUUCAAGACUUCAGUUGGUUUUAUUGAUCAUCUGCAGGAGUUUCUUGGUGCUAUUCUUAAUUCCAGACCACUAGUCAUCCCUCCAUUUACUCUUCUAAAAGAGAAUAUGUUAUCCAUCAUUGAUUUUCUUGAGGCGUAUUCUAUCAGUAGGCUCGUAGCUGUACCAACGAUGAUCAGAGCUAUUCUACCAAGUUUACAAUAUCGUGGACACAAUAAGCUCCAAAGUUGCCUGAAGCUGGUAGUCUUAAGCGGCGAACCCUUUCCUGUGAGCCUGUGGGAUUCACUUCACAACCUACUUCCCGAAACAUGUUUUCUGAAUCUAUAUGGGAGCACAGAGGUAUCAGGGGACUGCACUUAUUUUGACUGCAGUGAGUUGCCAACACUUUUGAAGACCGAGAUGAUUGGUACUGUUCCUAUUGGCAAGCCAAUAUCCAAUUGCAAAAUUGUACUUUUUGGGGAUGAAGAUAAACCCUGUGAGGGAGAUAUAUGUGUGGGUGGUAUCUGUCUUUCGCAAGGAUACCAGCAUUCCUCAAUAGAGUCCCAAGGCUACGUGAAGCUACAUAACAACAACUCAUUAUGUAAUCAUAUAACCAAUGAUUGUGGAAGUCAGCUUUAUUAUAGAACUGGUGAUUACGGCCGAAAACUUUCUAGCGGUGAUUUAAUUUUUACUGGGAGAAGGGAUCGAACGGUUAAACUCAAUGGACAGCGCAUGGCCCUUGAAGAGAUUGAAACAACUCUAGAACUAAAUCCAGAUGUUUCUGAAGCUGUUGUUCUACUUAACAGAGAUCAGACAGAGCUUGCUUCACUUGAGGCCUAUUUGGUACUGAACAUGAAAACCAAGUCCGAUGAUGGUAUCAUAUAUGCUAUAAAAAAUUGGAUGCGCGAAAAACUUCCUCCGGUGAUGAUUCCUAACCAUUUUGUUUUGGUGGAAUCACUACCAAGUACUUCAAGUGGAAAAGUUGAUUAUGAAGCACUAUCAAGGUUGAAAGGUCCUAGAACCCAUGCUGAAGAUAUGACACGUACCAAUGGAAGUAAUAGUUUAUUGCAAACUAUUAAAAAGGCCAUUUGUGAUGCAUUACUGGUCAAAGAAGUUUCAGAAGAUGAUGAUUUCUUUGCGAUUGGUGGAGACUCUUUAGCCGCAGCACAUCUUUCUCAUAGUCUUGGUAUUGAUAUGAGAUUGAUUUACCAAUUUCGAAGUCCAUCUAAGCUUUUGAUCCAUCUGUCAGAGAAGGAAAGAAAGUUAACAGAAGAUAUGCAACACAUCACCACUCUGAAGCUAGACCACAAGAGAGAAAGCCAGAGUGGUAAUGAGUUUGUUAGUAGAACUAUUCCACUUCAUUCUGCUGUUAUAUCCGACCCAACACCUUUAAGCGAGAAAAACGUGUCUACAAAGCGGUUGAAAACUGAUUCAGAACAGUUUUCGUCCGAAAGAGUGGAAGAAAAAAAAACAUGGGAUUUAGGAUUUUCUCAAAUACAGUGUGCAUUCAGUCGGUGCAACAAGGUACAUUAUCCAAACUCAUGUAGUAAUGAAGAGGGAGACCAAGAAAACUGGUCGGUGGAGUUUCCAAGGAAUGAUAUGGUCUCUAUGCAAGAGCUAUGGAAAGUUCAUAUGGAGUCUUGUGUAGAUGCCUCGCCCCUAGUUGUGUUGAAGCAUUCGGAAACUUAUGUAUUUAUUGGGUCUCACUCACGUAAAUUUAACUGCAUCGACGCGAAAAGUGGUUCUAUCUGUUGGGAGACCGUUUUAGAAGGAAGGAUCGAAGGUUCAGCCAUGGUAGUUGGUGAUUUUUCUCAGGUCGUUGUUGGGUGCUACAAAGGAAAAUUAUAUUUCUUAGAUUUCUCAACUGGAAGCUUAUGUUGGACUUUCCAAGCAGGUGGCGAGAUAAAGUGCCAACCUGUUGUGGACACAUCUUCACAACUGAUAUGGUGUGGAUCACAUGACCACAUUCUUUAUGCCCUUGAUUAUAGGAGCCAACGCUGUGUUUAUAAGCUGCAAUGUGGUGGGAGCAUAUUUGCUUCACCCAUAAUUGCUGAGGGUCAUAGUUCACUUUACGUGGCUUCUACAAGUGGUCGCGUGAUAGCUGUAUCAAUAGAGGAUUCACCAUUCCACACCUUGUGGGUACUUGAAUUAGAGGCACCGAUUUUUGGUUCCCUAUCCAUUAGCCCGACAGGCCAAAGCGUUAUUUGCUGCUUAGUUAAUGGCCAAGUUGUGGCAGUGAGUCCGUUUGGAACUAUUAUUUGGAAGUAUAUGACUGGUGGGCCAAUAUUUGCUGGGCCUUGCAUGUCGCAUGUUCUUCCAUCUCAGAUGCUCGUGUGCUGUAGAAAUGGAAGAGUUUAUUCACUAGAACCGGAAUCCGGGUGUCUCGUGUGGGAAUACGAUAUUGGAGACCCGAUCACCGCAUCUGCAUACAUCGAUGAGAAUCUGCAUUUUGAAUCGCAUCAACUGCUUGCAUCGGACAGGUUGGUGUCUGUAUGCUCUAGCACGGGAAGAGUUCAUGUCCUUCGUGUGAGACCCAAUAUCGGCAUAGAUUCACAUGAACCAAAAGUAGGAGAAAUCGCGAGGCUGGAUUUGCAGGCAGACAUUUUCUCUUCACCAGUGAUGAUCGGUGGCCGGAUUUUUAUUGGCUGCCGUGACGACUAUGUGCAUUGCCUCUCUCUUGAGAGUUGCAGGUAA